Molecule: messenger RNA, 1945 nt
Organism: Synchiropus splendidus (mandarinfish)
Lineage: Eukaryota; Metazoa; Chordata; Actinopteri; Syngnathiformes; Callionymidae
Product: coiled-coil domain-containing protein 96-like
Exons: 3
Coding region: 407-1624 (405 amino acids)
Source: RefSeq, a predicted model, not a curated record
CCCUCUGCUUCGGGACCCCAGAGAGAAAACCGGCCACCGUCGACUUGCUGGUAGCCGUGCCAUCUCCGGUGAUUGCCAAUUUCUGCACCCGCCGAGAAGCACUCUGGACACAGCUCGAUGUCCGGACAAUCUGUACAGCGGAGCCGCAGAUUGGUGACGUCUGCGAGGCAGUUGACGCAGUACUUCUUCCCCAGGUCCGCCAUGUUGCCUGGCUCUUGCUCUCCUGUUGUUGGAGGAGACGGCAGCACGCGCAUGCGCCGUGGUAACUCCCCGCGCGCGGCUCGUCCACGCGCGCGUCAUAUGAUUGGCUGCUGUGUUUCCAAGACAACCCAAGGCACGCGGAGAGAAGCUGGAGCUGGCUCCGUCGAUUGAAAUCGUUCAUUGAAAUCGAAUUGAUCGGAAAGACAUGAAUAUGGAUGCAGCAGCGCCUGCGAGUGAGGGAGUGGAAAACCCUGUCUCUAAUUUGGAUCCAAAAUCUGAGAAUGAAAAAGAUGCGGCUGGACCUUCUGGUGGACAAGAUCAAGUGGAGUCCUCUGAACCGACCACAGUGGAAGCUGGAGCCACAUCACUUGAAGAAACACACCGCACAAAUGGCAGCCAGUCUGACGACGAGAGCGUAGAGUUUGAUGUAAACGGUGAGGAUGGAGGCACCGCACUCCAGCAUCAGCUAGAGAUGCCAAUAGCGGAAGAGAAAGAACUGGCCAGAAGUCCAGCAGGUGAUGAUGAUCUCACCGAUGACCAGCUCCUUCGUGACCUUACAGAGGAGGAGAGCAAGGCAAGAGAACAAAACACUGUCUUACAGUCCAGGCUGGUCAAAGUGUUGCAGGAGACCACAGUAGAUGCUCAGCAAGACGAAGAAGUCCUAAAGUGGAUCCACGCCAAACACCUGAAGCUACUGGCAGAAAUGAAACAGCAGGAAGCAGCGGAGCUGGAGAAGAUUGAGCAGUUGUGCUUCUCCGAUUCAGUGCUCCAGGAGAGACUGGAUGAGGUGAAACAAGAGUGGCAUUCAUUAUUCGCCCAUCAACAGGAAGUGGCUGUGAAGGUUCUCAGUCGACGUCAGAGUAAAGACGCUUCCCAGGCACAAGUUGCCUCUGCUGUCAAAGUUCUGCAGGACCUCGAGGAGAAAGUCAUCCAGAAGUCUUGCGACAACAUUCGCCUGAAAAUGGUGAAUGACGUGUUAGAAGCAAAGUUUCGUGAUGAGGUGACACAGCUCUCCAGCGCCACCAAGACACUGGUGGAGAAGCUGAACAGGUUGCAGACAGCAAAACUGGCAGAUCAUCAAAGGGAAAAGUGGUCAGAGCUGGAGAAGAAGUACAAUGUCAGUGUGCAGGUCCUAUCCAACGUGAAGGAGAAGAUCCGCUGGGCUCAUGAGAAAAUGCAGGCCAAUGAGAGCCGCCUUGUCCAACUGGAGGCAACUUUGGCCCAUGAGAUAAGCCUUAUGAGCCAAACCAGGCAGGGUUGCUAUCACCUGAACGGAGAGAAAGCCAAGUUGAAGGAGUGCUUCGUGCUGCAUGGAAACAAGCUCGUUCAGGAUUACAACAACACACUGGAGGACUGUCGGCAACUGGAGGAUUCGCUGGAGAAAAUCAAAACCAGAUGGGCGGAGCUUAACAACAGUCACUGACAAUUUCCUUGUCGGGAUUACUUUGUUGUUUACCCUGUAAAGAUACUUGACACGAUUCGCAAUGUAUGUGUUGAACGUGACUGAUUCACAUGUCAUGUCACAGUAGAUGUUUUAACUCAAUGAAACAAAAUACAUUUGUGUUUCCUCUUCAUCCUGUACACCUUGUGUGUAUUUAUCAAGCAGUUAAUGUCAUGUUUAUAUCUGGCCGAGGCCCACACAGGAAUCGUUUUCGUGGAUGUCACUGUCUUCUUUUUUGACGUUGAUAACUGGAGUGCACUCAGCUUGGCUGUGAUUUCAGUCUCACCAGUUGUUUCUGUGGUG